Messenger RNA from Spirometra erinaceieuropaei, 231 nucleotides. The record is from the annotation of a GenBank genome assembly. Lineage: Eukaryota; Metazoa; Platyhelminthes; Cestoda; Diphyllobothriidea; Diphyllobothriidae.
AUGGAACAGGCCUCGAACGCCGGUGACGCUCGAAAACUCUAUCAUCUUCUCCGCCAAGUUAGUAGUAAGCCCUCUACAUUGGGUGACUAUGUUCGCGACGUGAACGGCGGCUUUGCUGCUGACAACUCGGCCAAAGUCGAGCGCUGGCGUGAGCACUUCGAGCACCAUCCCAACUGCGAUACCCAACCUACCUCGCUCUCUUCUGCAGCGGAGUUUCCUCCUCCAACCUAG